This is a messenger RNA of Thunnus maccoyii (southern bluefin tuna), 6850 nucleotides long. It is a transcript of the gene drp2, whose product is annotated as dystrophin related protein 2. Gene Ontology annotation, biological process: synaptic signaling. The transcript has 24 exons. Gene Ontology annotation, molecular function: zinc ion binding; protein binding. The coding region runs from base 563 to 3358 and encodes 931 amino acids. The record is from RefSeq and is a predicted model, not a curated record. Gene Ontology annotation, cellular component: plasma membrane. NCBI's taxonomy places the organism in Eukaryota, Metazoa, Chordata, Actinopteri, Scombriformes, Scombridae.
UCCCACUUGUUUUCCAUCAAUGCUGACUGCUCUGGCCAGACAGACACAUACAGGCAAUACAGCAAUGAGUACCAACAGUAGUCCAAAAAGCACUCCAUGAAACACAGCCCAGGUGUUUUUGCUGAUGAAACGCUGCUUUGAACUUGACGCAGGUUUUGACAGACAUUCUCUGUGGUACGAUAAACUGCCUCGGAGGACAGUCCUAUGUAGCAAUCCCAUCCAGGAUCCCAGUGGCCAGAGGGUAGAAGCUCCUCUUAAGCCCCUCAGCACCAACCUGGUGCACCUGGAACCUCCUCUCGACCUCAGCGGGGAGAAAAGGCCGCCAUCUGGGCGGUUAGGAACCCCAGAAGAUCCAUGUGGCCAGGACCAUUUCCUUCAAUGUUGAGAUGGAUUUAUAGAUGGUCUUACUUGAUAUUUAAUCUGAUGUUUAUGUUUGAAAACCUGGACUGGCCUGGUAGCAGAGUCGGCAGGGGGGUGAGCUGACCAUCUCCCCAUCCUGAUGAGUGACCCCCAGCCAUAUGCCAUUGCUUCUUGAGUCCAGGGUGCAUACAGAGGCUCCAGCAUGCGUGGAUUACAUUACCAGCAAGGAUCCUCUGCGGGGCGGCCCUCGUGGCCGGGAUGCCACUGUGUGCCGUGCCAGUCCACAGUGGACGGUGAGGGGCAAGAGGAGGGGACCGAGUGCAGGAGACUGAGAGGAGGUGGCCCGCACCAAACAGGAGACAUGAACCUCUGCUGGAACGAGAUCAAACGCAAGUCCCACAACAUUCGGGUGCGGUUAGAGGCCUUCUCUGACAACAGUGGGAAGCUGCAGCUCUCUCUGCAGGAGAUCAUAGAAUGGCUGACAGCCAAGGACGAAGAGCUGUCAGAGCAGCUGCCCAUAGGAGGCGACGUGGGGGCUGUCCAGCACCAGAGGGAGUUCCACCAGGCAUUCAUGGAGGAUGUCAAGUCUCGCGGGCCGUUCAUCUACUCAGUCUUGGAGUCUGCCCAGGCCUUUCUGGCUCAGCACCCCUUCCAGGAACCAGAGGAGACCCUGACUGAUGGAAAAGAGGUGUCUCCACGCCGGCGGAUCUUGAAUGUGAGCCGCUCGGUAUGGAAGCAGGCGAACGUGGCCAGUGACCUGUGGGAAAAGCUGACGGCACGCUGUGUGGACCGCCAUAGACACAUGGAGAGGACGUUGGAGCGUCUACUCCAGAUCCAGGCAGCAAUGGAGGAGCUGGCAGUGGCCUUGGAGCAGGCAGAAGGGGUGAGAGAUGCCUGGGAGCCUGUCGGAGACCUCUUCAUCGACUCUCUGCAGGACCACAUAGAUGCUACCAAGUUAUUUAAGGAGGAGCUGACCCAGGUGAAGGAGGGUAUGAAGCACAUCAAUGAUCUGGCCCAUCAGCUGGCUAUCUCCGAUGUCCAUUUGUCGAUGGAGAAUGCUCGUGCCCUGGAGCAUCUCAACAACAGAUGGAAAGUGCUUCAGGGUUCCAUAGAGGAGAGGCUGAAGCAGCUCCAGGAUGCACAUAGAGACUUUGGCCCCGGAUCGCAGCACUUCCUUUCUAGUUCAGUGCAGAUACCAUGGGAGCGUGCUAUUUCCCCGAACAAAGUGCCCUACUACAUCAACCAUCAGGCCCAGACAACGUGCUGGGACCAUCCAAAGAUGACAGAACUGUACCAAGCACUGGCGGAUCUGAACAACAUCAAGUUCUCAGCAUACAGAACAGCUAUGAAGCUGCGGCGAGUUCAGAAGACUUUGAGAUUGGAUUUAGUGGCACUGAGCAGCCUCGGGGAGGUGUUUCGGGAGCAGGAGCUCCAGCAGGGGGAGCACGUGAUGGAUGUGGUAGAGGUGAUCCAUGGCCUGACGGCUCUGUACGAGAGGCUGGAGGAGGAGCGGUCCAUCCUCGUCAACAUUCCACUUUGCGUUGACAUGUGUCUCAACUGGUUGCUCAACGUCUACGACAGUGCUCGGAACGGCAAAAUGCGUGUGCUCAGCUUCAAGAUGGGAUUGGUGAGCUUGUGCAACGCAGAUGUCCAGGAGAAGUACAAAUACUUAUUCCGUCAAGUGGCUGGUCCUGGAGGUUUGACAGACCAGCGUCACCUCAGCCUGCUGCUCCAUGAGGCCAUCCAGAUCCCCCGCCAGCUAGGUGAAGUCGCUGCUUUUGGGGGCAGCAAUGUGGAGCCUAGUGUCCGCAGCUGCUUCCGAAUGGCCCCAGGGAAACCUGCCAUUGAGGUGCCUCACUUCCUGGAGUGGAUGAGCCUGGAGCCUCAGUCGAUGGUGUGGCUGCCUGUCCUCCAUCGUGUGGCUGCUGCAGAGUCAACAAAGCACCAGGCCAAAUGUUACGUCUGCAAACAGUGUCCCAUCAAGGGCUUCAGGUAUCGCAGUCUGAAGCAGUUCAAUGUGGACAUCUGCCAGACAUGUUUUCUAACCGGCCGCACUACCAAAGGAAAGAAGCUGCACUACCCCAUCAUGGAGUAUUACACCCCAACAACCUCAGGAGAGAAGAUGAGGGACUUUGCCAAGACUCUGAAGAAUAAGUUCAGGUCAAAGCAGUACUUCACCAAACACCCUCAGAGAGGUUACCUGCCGGUGCAAUCUGUGCUGGAAGCUGAGAGCUCCGAGACGCCGUGCUCCUCACCUAAGCUGCCCCAUGCAGACACACACAGCAGGAUUGAACAUUAUGCCAGCAGAUUGGCAGAAAUGGAGAGCCAGAAUUGUUCAUUCUUCACGGAUAGCCUGUCUCCUGAUGAAAGUCUGGAUGAAGAUCAGUACCUCCUGCGUCACUCCAGCCCAGCCCUGGACCAUGACUCACCCUGCGGACAGCACAUGCUACUGGCCCACCUGGAGCACCAGGACAAGGAGCAGCUCCAGUGCACCCUGGCCCGCCUGGAGAAUGAGAACAGGGUGCUGCAGGGAGAGUACAGGCGGCUCAAGUGGAAGCACGAGGAGGCGGCGUCAGUUCCUAUGCUGACUGAGGCUGGAGAAGGAGGGCCGGGUUCACCCACAGCAGAAGGUCAGCAGGAUGAGGAGCUCCUGGCCGAGGCACGGGUCCUCCGGCAACACAAGACGCGCUUGGAGACCCGUAUGCAGAUCCUGGAGGACCACAACAAACAGCUGGAGUCGCAGCUGCGCAGGCUCAGGGAGCUACUGCUACAGCCCAAAGAUGAUUCGGAAGCCAAUGGAUCAGAACCGUCAACCCUGUCUUCUCCUGUGUCUGGAGGGGGUCACCAUGGGGAGCCGGCCAGCAGAGAGACCACUGACACUGAAGCAGCAGGAGAUGAUAUGGAGCACGAGCAGGACACGGUGCUGCAGCUCCAGGAGGUCAUCGAGCAGCUGAGAAACGUCUUCCCCUCAGAACCGGGCACCACCUCACACAUCUAACCCCAAGUGGGCCCGGAGGAGCAGCAUGAAAGCCUGAAAGGACGCCUGAUGGCAGAGGGAGGAGCUCCAUAUGGCUGGGGUCAGGCCACAAUACAACCAGGCCCUGUGACCACUGCAGCAGCUAUGAUACCCAGAGCUAACCCUCCACUGGAACUCUGUGCACUAAAAGCCUUUUUCAUGCAAACUGCUAGAGGCUCACGCUGAUGUCCGUUUGGCCAGGCUGUGCUUGAUAACUUCAGUGGCGCAGCCUGACACCAUGUUAACGAGCCAAAGGAAACUAACGUUAGCAGCAGGUCAGGGAGAGACUGAAGUGAAGGAAAACGCCCCAGCCAAGACACUGUGCUUACCAGUAUCUGUGUAGUCGUCCGGAGGUGUGAAGCUUUAUAUCAGUCCACAGCACAAAUUGGACCUUCCGUGAAAGGAACUUUAAAAAAUGCAAAAAGGAAAAGGAAGGAUAUCCCCUUGUUUUGUCAGAAUGCCUGUAUCUUCAGUGUUUUUGUUUUUUCUCCUUCAAUGUGUUACCAUGGUUGUUAUUUUUGUUUUUUGAAGGGAGGUGGUGCGUUAAAACUCGCUUGUGUAAACUAGAUCAGGGCUGGGCUGACUGCAUUUCAUGUGGCUGCGUGGUGUAGAUUGUCAGGGAGUUGACAGCACCCACAACAAGCUUAUUUACUUUGUGAGAGUGACACAUCAUCAGUUAAAUCCAUGAUUUAUUUAAGACAGCCAAAGUGCCCGCUAGCACAGCGCCUCUGUAUGCAUACACUGUGUUCCUCUAAUCCUCUCAAACUGCUUGUCGCUCUCAUUGCUCGCUUCUCCUAAGUGAGCCCUUAACGCUCAUACACAACCACUUGCACUAACUAUACAUGCACGCACACACUUGCUGCUACAUAUGUGCACAUCCACACUCGCUAUUUACAAUGCACCCCUCCCUCAUUAUGCACAAAUACAUAAAUGCUUCCCUGCAUGAUCAAUAACAUGUACUGUGCUGCAUCACUAAAGAUACAGACUACAUACACACCCAUGAAAAUGGAGAUCCAUUUCAUCUCUUUGGCUCGCGGGAUUCAGACUAGCUCUCAGUUUUGAGCCAAUUUGUUUUGUGACUGAAAUUGGUUUUGCUGAGGAAACGUCUGCCGAUAAAUAUCAGCAAGCAGGCGUCCGCUCUGGGAUCUUAGUGUUCUCCUGCUGUGUGCAGAAAAAGGGAAGGAAGAAGCUCCAGGCGAUACUGCUGCCAGGCUGAAGCUUUCUCUCUUUCUGCUAGGCCAAUUUCAAACACUAUGGGGGGGAACAAGGCACACCACUAUAACAUGAUCCUACACUGAUUUCAUCCUUAAUAAUCCCUCCUCUCCAUGUAGAUUUGAGAAGAACAGUAGCUAGUCUGCUGGAAAACACUGUUGCCUCAUUUUCCCUUGCUAAUGUCUACUUAAUUGCUUUGAUAUUCACAAAAAGACGAGUGGUUGGGAUGACUUUGCCCUCAUCUUUUGAGGGUCAUAGGGUGCACAUUCUGUUCUAAACAGCACAGUAAAUUAAUGCCUUACGAUCUAAAUCCGUAGUUAGUGUUUCUGAAUACACACAACAGACUUUUAAUUGUGUUUUGAAAUUCAGGGAAGGAGGUUGCAUCAGGCGAGUGUGUUUAUGUGCCAGCAUCUGUCAGUCCCUGGACAGGCUGGUGGUUAAUUUGGAGGACAGAGUAACAGGAAGAAUGGAAAAGUGUGGAUCACAGUACAUGAGCAUCCAUGCAUUGAAACCAGUUAAGUAAGGCUUUCAUGAGUGAACCCGUGAUGCUGGGGAUGCUCGAAGGGACGAAAGAUCUGAGAGACAAGAGAGAAAAAGGUGGAAAAAAAAACUAUUCCAUUUGUUGCUUGAGGGCUGGCGGGAGAGAUCCACUUUGAUGUGCCUGCCACAGCAAAAUCUCCAGAAGCGGACAAGAGGUUGGCUGAAACAAGUAAGCAGUGGCUCUGUGUGUUUCUCAGCAAUCAUACCGCCUCAUUCUCACAGAAAACACAGAGAUCUACACAGAAAGGAAUUCAUCUUAAACCUUAAAGUGACACUCUGACCUCAUCAUACAUGAGUUUGAAACCCAUGUGCUGCAUUCAUAAUGGGCUCCCCCUCCAGGCACACAGCGCUCAUAUUUGAUAUCAUCCUCCUCAGCACUCGCUGCCAGUUAGUUUUGAUACUGUUGCUAGGGAACUAUCCCCAAGGACGCAGUUCCACAGGUUUGUGAGUUGGAAAGGUGAUGUGCCGUUCAUAAUACAAAUGCUAAUAGCCUUAAGGGAAGCAAGAGAAGAGCGCCUUGUUUCCCAAACACAACUCUCCUCUUCCUCACUCCACCUCCAUUGAAGCCUACCACAGUUUAGCUGCUGAAGAGUCAUUAUCAUCUGUUGAAUCCAUCUCUGCAACAGCAUCGCUUAAGAAUUUGUUUUGUUAACGCUCUCACAAGUCAGAACAAAGAGCAGCAGCUCGGCACGUAGGGAAAAAAAAGAAAAAAAAAGCCAUGAGAAGCAAUGUUUAUUCAUAGACACUUAUUUAUUGGUAUUUACGCAUCUCAUUACACAUUGAUGAUCACCCAGCGCCUUCACACUACUUCUGUAUGUUGGUCCUUUGUGUGUACACAAAAUGAUGUAACAGUGACAGUGUGUGAAAAAAGAAGAGGAGGCAUUCCCCGCAGGACUGCAUGUCAACAUUCAUUAUGUUUAUUUUUAGACAAUAUAGAGAUUAAAUGAGAGGAGGCAGAAUAAAAUAUUAAAUACAUUAGGUUGUCAUAUGACAGAUAGUUAUAUUACCAUACAGUUUGUCCCCACAUUUUACUCUGCUGCUGUUUGACACCAUUGUCUAAAUUGCCUUUGAUGGUCAUCCAGCUGCAGGAGAGUCAUUCAGCAAGUUUCAUCUCUGCCUGGCUGUGAUCAUGUGAGGUCUGAUCCAUGUACAAACCCUAACACAUACCAUGCUCCCUGUGGCGUGACUGAAGCUGUGUGACUGAAGAAAAAGGCUCUCCAUAGAGACAAGAGUAACCCCAGAGGACACUGCUACAGGGCUGUUACUGCAUGUAGUUGGCCAGCAGGCUAACAACUAUCAUUACUCUCCUGCCUUUGCAUCAAACCCUACGUGUUUGCUAUCAUGUAUCUAUGCUUGUAACAAGGACACAUGCACUUGUCUCCUCGCACAUGACAGGGCAAUGAAUCACCUAGCCUCAACCAAGGUGUUGAUAACACUGUCCUACCUUAACACAUAUAUUCACACACUCAUACCUUACUGGUAAACUGAGUUUCUUUUUUUUUUUUUUAAAUCACCAUUAAUAUACCUCAUUAAUCAUUCAAAUGUUUUUUGUUUAAUUGGUUUGAAUUCAUGUUUUUGUCCACGUACAGCACUCAAACACUUCUUCUUGCUGUCUUUUCUCUGGAGUUUUUAAUCUGUAUAAAAAAGUUUUCUGAAGAAAGGCUUUUUACUGUAAUAACAAGUGGGUUACUGGCUGCUUUCUACUCUUUGUGUACAGAAAUA